Molecule: messenger RNA, 795 nt
Organism: Naegleria fowleri
Lineage: Eukaryota; Heterolobosea; Eutetramitea; Acrasida; Naegleriidae
Exons: 1
Coding region: 1-795 (264 amino acids)
Molecular function (GO): protein binding
Source: RefSeq, a predicted model, not a curated record
AUGGAAAAAGAUGAUCGUGGAGGCCUCUCCAUCACGCCUAAUGAAGAAUCGGUAGCUCUGAAAUUUAGUUCCAUCAUAACUUCCUCAACAGCAAUAACAUUGCUCAAUCAAUCAUAUGGAGAAGAAAAAGAAGAAAUUAAAAAGAUUCGGAGCGAGUCCAUAGACUCAAACCAUGACGUUGUGCUUGUGGAUGACAUGGUUUUUUCUAUUUUGCAAUUUUUGGACUCGGAAUUUAUCGUGAGGGUGUGUAUGCUUGUUUCCAAACAAUGGAAUGAACAGGCGAGAGAAUUAUCCCUCGAGUUGGAUUUCAUGUUCAAGGAUAUGACUGUUGAAAAAUUGGAGAUUCUUGUAGUGUGUAGUUCAAUGAUACAAUUAAAAAAGUUGGGAUUGUUUAGUCAGAAUUUAGGAUCAGGAGGUGUGUUUGCCAUUGCCUCGAGUAAUUAUCUUCGCAAUUUGGAGUCACUUGAUUUGGAUUCCAAUGCAUUGAACCCUUACGAUGUAGAAACACUCUCCCAAUGCAAUAUGCUGAAAAAUUUAACAAUGUUGAAUUUAAGUCAUAAUGAACUCUAUCCUGAGGGCGUUCAAUGCAUUUGUACAAGUCCAUUUUUGACAAAAUUAACUGAGCUCUACUUGAUUGAUUGUAAGGUGAUCAAUCGUGGAUCUUCAUACAUAGCUCAAAGCCAAAAUCUUUCUAAUUUAACCAUUUUGGACCUGAAAAGUAAUAAUAUCGGCGUCGAAGGCGCUAAACAGCUGGCAGAGUCAGAAUAUUUAGGGAACUUGCGGAAACUUUAUUGA